Messenger RNA from Racocetra persica, 397 nucleotides. The record is from the annotation of a GenBank genome assembly. Lineage: Eukaryota; Fungi; Glomeromycota; Glomeromycetes; Diversisporales; Gigasporaceae.
CAUCGAAAGACUUUCAAAUAAAUUAGACAAAUUUGGACGUUUGGGUAACAAACCUUCACGUUGCUAUCAUUCAGCUACUUUGGUUGAUCAUUAUAUGAUUGUACUUUUUGGAAGAAACGAUCUUUUUUUACCAUCACCGACAAUGAAUGAAGUAUAUGUUUUAGAUACAAGUGACAAAUUUGAUUAUAAAUGGAUUAGCGAAUAUAAACUUGGUGGACCUGUACCGACAACGAAUUCUACGCUAACUACUCCUAACACUAACGUUGGCACUAAUAUAGCAUUAAUAGCAUCGACUGCAGUUUUAGGAUUUUUAUUUGUUUUAGCCAUAGGCUUAUUAAUUUUCUUUAGUUAUAAAAGAAAACGAAAUAUUUUAUUGAUACCCGGUUCUGAAAAAUAA